Messenger RNA from Chelmon rostratus (copperband butterflyfish), 3942 nucleotides. RefSeq names its product mannosidase, beta A, lysosomal (gene manba). The record is from RefSeq and is a predicted model, not a curated record. The transcript is spliced from 17 exons. NCBI's taxonomy places the organism in Eukaryota, Metazoa, Chordata, Actinopteri, Chaetodontiformes, Chaetodontidae. Gene Ontology annotation, biological process: glycoprotein catabolic process; carbohydrate metabolic process. Bases 26 to 2686 code for a protein of 886 amino acids. Gene Ontology annotation, molecular function: beta-mannosidase activity.
CCAUGCCUACAGUAAACCAGAAACUAUGACUCUGAGUGGAAACAUUUGUGUUUGUGUUUUUGGUGUUUUGUUGUGUUUGUUUUCGGGAGUUUUACCCGGGUUUUCUUCUGUAACUGUGCGUCUGAACGGUAAAUGGAGUCUGUCAAACUCCAACGGUUCACUGUCGCUGCCUGCGGAGGUUCCUGGAUGCGUUCAUUCAGCUCUACAGCAGCUGGGAUACAUCCAGGACCCGUAUUUCAGGUUCAACGAUGUGUCUUAUCGGUGGAUUGCCUUUGACAACUGGACAUACACAACCACAUUUACUGGGUCUGCCCACCUGAGGGCCGCACAGAAGGUUCUUCUAGUCUUUGACGGUGUUGACACUGUAGCAUCGAUUUCGCUCAAUGGAAUCACUGUCGGGAAGACAGACAACAUGUUUCGUAGAUACGACUUCCCAGUGAGAGACUUGCUGAAGGACGACAAUAAUGUGCUGCAAGUCAGCUUGUUGUCUCCAGUUCUCUAUGCGUCCGAGCAGAGAAGAGCUCAUUCUGCCUACAGAGUUCCUCCUGAAUGUCCUCCAGAUGUCCAGAAGGGGGAAUGUCAUGUCAAUUUCAUCAGAAAAGAGCAGAGGUCGUUCAGUUGGGACUGGGGGCCUUCUUUCCCCACGAUGGGACUGUGGAGGGGAGUUCGGCUCGAGGCGUUUGAUGUCCUGCAGCUCAUCCAGGUUUCCUCUGUUCCUUUACAUGAUUUUAAUGUCUCUCAGUGGAGGGUCCAGGUUGAGAUUCUUGUCGAUGCAGUCCAGACAACAAAUGGCCAGAUCACUCUCUCCAUACCUGAGCUGGACUCAGAGCAGACCUUCCAGACACAGUUUCUCCCGGGAAAGACCAAGAACAGCUUCACCUUACACAUCUGCACGACAGCUCAGGUGAAGCUGUGGUGGCCCAACGGACACGGUGACCAGCCCUUUUACCAACUCACUGUCAGAGGCUUUCAGGAUGGGUUUUUAGUCCUGAAUACAGAAUCUAAGGUAUAUUUCCGUACAGUAGAACUUGUCCAGGAGCCAGUUGUUGGGUCUCCAGGCUUGAGCUUUUAUUUCUGCAUCAAUGGGAAACCAAUUUUCCUCAAAGGCUCCAACUGGAUCCCAGCCCACUCCUUCCAGGACCAGGUCACCCCUGCUGUGUUAAGGAACUUGUUGCAGUCGGCUGUGGACGCCAACAUGAACGCUCUCAGGGUCUGGGGAGGAGGAGUGUAUGAGCAGGAUCUUUUCUACAGCAUCUGCGAUGAGAUGGGAAUAAUGGUUUGGCAGGACUUCAUGUUUGCCUGUGCUCUGUAUCCCACUGAGGACGACUUCAUACAGACAGUAAGAGAAGAGGUCAUCCAACAGGUUCAGCGGCUCAAGUCUCAUCCUUCCAUAAUAAUCUGGAGCGGGAACAAUGAAAACGAAGCUGCUCUGGCGACAGAUUGGUUCAGCAUCCCGGCGUCCCAGAGGCCCGUGUACCUGAAAGACUACGUGACGCUGUACGUAAACAACAUCAGGACGAUAGUUCAACAGGAGGACCAGAGUCGCCCGUUCCUCGUCUCCAGUCCGACAAACGGGGCUGAAUCGGAGCAGGAAGGAUGGGUGGCAGCGAACCCCUACGACCCUCUUUAUGGGGACACGCAUUUCUACAGCUACACCCUGGACUGCUGGGAUUGGCGGACUUUCCCCAGGACACGUUUCGCGUCUGAAUAUGGCUUCCAGUCCUGGCCGUCCUUCUCCACUCUGCAGCCGGUUUCCAUAAAAGAAGACUGGAGCUUCAGCAGUAAUUUCACUUCCCACCGUCAGCACCAUGAGAACGGGAACCAGCAGAUGUUACUGCAGGCUGCUUUACACCUCAACCUGCCAAACUCCACAGAUCCCAUGAAGAGGUUCACGGACACUCUCUAUAUCACUCAGGUCAUGCAGGCUCAGUGUAUGAAGACUCAGACUGAGUUUUACCGGCGGAGUCAGAGCGAGAUCAUUGAGGGCAAAGGUCACACUAUGGGUGCUCUCUACUGGCAGCUCAACGACAUUUGGCAGGCGCCAUCCUGGUCCUCGAUCGAGUUUGGGGGCAAAUGGAAAAUGCUGCAUUAUUUUGCACAGAACUUCUUUGCCGCCGUCCUGCCGGUCGGCUUUGAGGACAACGGCACACUGUUGAUCUACGCCGUCUCCGAUCUGAGUCACGACCUGAAGCUCAGGGCUGUGGUGACCGUGUACUCCUGGACUGACCUGGAUCCGGUGUGCACGCUGACGUCAGACCUGCUCCUGGUCCCCGGAGGCAGCGCUGCGGUCAUUUACAAACAGCCAGUCACCGCCCUGCUGGCAGGGUGUGGACGCUGCACCCGCCUCACCUGCCUGCUCACCUUUCACCUGGAGGACAGCAGCGGCCAGCGGGGUCCCACCAACCACCACUUCCUCUGCUCCCCCAAAGACGCUGAGGGACUCCAGAGAGCCAACAUCACAGCUAAGGUGCAGGAGGAUGAGGCGGGGUACUCCGUCACCCUCCACUCUGCCUCUGUGGCUCCUUUCGUCUGGCUCGAUGUGGGGAACAUCCCCGGACGCUUCAGCUCCAACGGCUUCCUGAUGGUUUCUAGAAACAGGACGGUAGGUUUUACCGCGUGGCGUCCCACCAGCAUCGCAGAACUCUCCAGAUCCCUCGCCAUCACAUCUUUAAGGGACGUAUACUGACCUGAGACCAGCCGGGCCAGGUGACAUGACGAGGCGUACCAAAGUGCAGAGUGAUAGGCAGCCAGAGUGUGACUGUCCUGUAUGUGAACUGGCAUGGGCUCUGUUUUUGUUGUCAACAUCUUUUUAAACAGAUACUCUGGCUGAGGUUUGAUCCUUGUGUCAGAAAGGUAUUUUUGGAGUUGUUGCUUUUGCUCACCAGUUUUUGUUUAAACUUGUUUUCUUGCGAACAGUCAGAGCAGAAAACAUGAGGUGGGUUAACAGCUCUUGCCAAAAGGGUGAACCACUGUAUUCAGUCACAGCCUGUGGGACACAAUGGGCCUUCAUUAACACAAAAACCAUCAAAGGAAUGAAAUGAUCAAUAGAACUUUGAUGAAGGUGUAUAAGAUGAACUGGCCUCCGGCGGCCUGGUCCCAGACCUCUACAUCUCCUUCUCCGGCUUCAGCUAUUACAAUAGAUUGAUAAUUAAUUAUCUAAUUAAGUGAAACAAAAUGACAGCAUUGUCUCAUUUGACAGUGACUUUGAUUAAAAGCUCAAGCUCACUCCGUGCACUGAUCAGUAGUUUUCUGUUGCUAAGAGCAACAUGUGAUCUGAGCCGGGUUUGAUCUCACAGACGAUCGUGUGCCGUGAAAACUAAAAGCUGUUUUCCUUUUUCGUGUUUUGCCUCUUUUUGCACAUCUCCGAGGUCAUGAACAGAACAAAGACUGAACGUUGACAUCGUGGAUGUGUUGUGUACAUUACACGUCAUGUGUUUUGUAUUUGUACUUAUUUUAGAUCAAUUUGUACUUUCUUUUUUGACAUUAAAGUAUUUUAUUUUGUGUUAACAAAUUUGAUUCAAUGAGAAAUAAGCAUGAAAAGAUUGAUAUUUUUAGAAGAGUAAGACUUUAUUGAUCCCUCAAGGGGAAAUUAUAUGUUACAGCUGCACAAGAGACAGACCAGAUAAAGAAAAAGAAUAAUAAUACAACACUGUGUACACUGUUAGUACAUGAUUAAAGUAAGACUGCACUGAUUUGAUGAAUUCUUCUCAGUCUGUGGAAACAGUUGUAUAAUAAUUUCUGUGGUACUCAUGUUAAAGUAUGUAAGUAUAAUCAGGAAAAAGUACUUAGAGUGUUUGAAGUAUAAGUACUCAAUGCAGAAAAAUGUCCCCUUUGACUGUUAUACUGUCAUAUGUUGUAUCAUUAGAGGCUCCAGCCCCCCCGUGACCCUGCAGAGGAUUAAGCGGUGUAUAGAUAAUGAUGGAUGGAUGGAUAUCAUUAGAU